AUGGCCUCCACCUCAACCUCUGAUGUUCCGUCUAGAGUUUCGAAGGUGAAAAAAGACCGGACGCAGCUGUGCGACGAGUUUGCUGCGAUAGCGGGAACGGACAGCGCCGUGGCUCGGUGUUAUCUGGCUGAAAACGACUGGCAGAUGGAGAGAGCUUUAAACUCAUUCUAUGAGGCAGACCUGGAGAGAGUAUUUGCAGAAGAUUUUGAAGAAAAUGACAACGCCCCUCAAAAUAAGAGGCAGAGGACUGAGAAAACCACCUCAACAGAUUGCAUCGAUUUAACCAAAGACAGUCCGGCUGCACGGAAACCCUCGGAUGAAGACGACCACAAACUCUCUCUGAUCUCCUGGAACGUAGACGGGCUCGAUACAGACAACCUUGUAGAACGAGCCAGAGGCUUUUGUUCUUUUUUAGUCCUGUACACUCCUGACGUGGUGUUCCUGCAGGAGCUCAUCCCACCCUACGUCCAGUAUUUGAAGAAACGAGCUGUUAGUUACCUGAUCAUUGAAGCCGGGGAAGACGGUUACUUCUCAGGAAUGAUGCUGAAAAAGUCCCGAGUCAAAUUCUUGGAGAGUGAGAUCAUAACUUACCCCACAACCCAGAUGAUGAGGAAUCUCCUCGUAGCUCAGGUGACUUUUAAAGGCCAGAAGUUGUGUCUGAUGACUUCUCACCUUGAAAGUUGUAAAGGCUACGCAAGAGAGCGGAUGAAACAGCUGCAGGUCGUGAUGCAGAGGAUGAAAGACGCUCCAGCUGACGUCAACAUCCUGUUUGGAGGGGACACGAACCUGCGGGACACCGAGGUGGCAAAAGUGGGCCUGCCUCCGAGUGUCUGCGAUGUGUGGGAGCGACUGGGCAAACAGGAGCACUGCCGCUACACCUGGGAUACCAAAGCUAACAACAAUAAAACCGUUCCGUACGUCUGCCGCUGUCGCUUCGACCGCGUCUACCUCCGCCCAGCUACCCAGGAAGGAGUCCCACGUCUGGCCCCUGAUCACAUGGCACUGGUGGGGCUGGAGAAGCUGGACUGUGGCCGUUACACGAGCGAUCACUGGGGGAUUUACUGCAGCUUCGCCGUUGAAUAGAAACUUGGCUCCUGUUUUAUGUGAUUUCUGUCUGUAAAUGUAACCAAAAUGACUUUUAAUGUUUUUUUCUUUUAAUUAGA
Nematolebias whitei (Rio pearlfish) is the source of this 1163-nucleotide messenger RNA. It is a transcript of the gene tdp2b, whose product is annotated as tyrosyl-DNA phosphodiesterase 2b. The record is from RefSeq and is a predicted model, not a curated record. The transcript is spliced from 7 exons. Gene Ontology annotation, molecular function: protein binding; 5'-tyrosyl-DNA phosphodiesterase activity; single-stranded DNA binding. NCBI's taxonomy places the organism in Eukaryota, Metazoa, Chordata, Actinopteri, Cyprinodontiformes, Rivulidae. Gene Ontology annotation, cellular component: PML body; cytoplasm. Bases 1 to 1083 code for a protein of 360 amino acids. Gene Ontology annotation, biological process: double-strand break repair.